AUGCUUCGAUUUACUCUUCUCGCAUGUCUUCUCAUUUUCUCUUUUGGUCUUCCCUCUACUUCUUCAGCUCGACCAGCACCAUAUGCAUUACGGAUUAGUUGUGGAGCUAGGCAAAACGUUCGAACGCCACCAACUUAUGCACUUUGGUACAAAGAUAUUGCUUAUACAGGAGGAAUCCCUGCCAAUGCUACAGCACCUAGUUACAUAACUCCUCCAUUGAAAACGCUUCGGUAUUUUCCGAUUUCCGAAGGUCCGAAUAAUUGCUACGAUAUUGUACGAGUGCCAAAGGGACAUUACUCCGUGAGGAUUUUCUUUGGAUUGAUUAACCAGCCUAAUUUCGAUAAAGAGCCUCUUUUCGACAUAUCUAUUGAAGGAACUCAGAUUUCUUCUUUGAAAUCUGGUUGGAGUAGUCAUGAUGACCAAGUAUUUGCCGAGGCACUCAUUUUUCUUUUAGGUGGUACAUGUACAAUAUGUUUUCAUAGCACUGGUCAUGGGGAUCCCGCGAUCAUUUCUAUUGAAAUUCUUCAGGUUGAUGAUAAAGCUUACAAUUUUGGUCAAGGUUGGGGCCAAGGAGUGAUUCUAAGAACAGCUACAAGGUUGACUGUUGGUACCGGGAAGCCGAGGUUUGAUGAAGACUAUAGUGGAGAUCAUUGGGGUGGUGAUAGGUUUUGGAAUCCGAUGAGAUCUUUGGGUAAGAAUGCUGAUUCUCAAAGAUCAACUGAGAAUGCAAUUAAGCAAGCCUCUACCUCGCCAAACUUUUAUCCUGAAGCACUAUAUCAAUCAGCACUAGUUAGCACGGACGACCAACCCGAUUUAACAUUCAGCUUGGAUGUCGAACCCAACAGAAAUUAUUCGGUAUGGCUUCACUUUGCGGAGAUUGAUGCCACAAUCACUGUUGAAGGAAAACGAGUGUUUGAUGUCGUAAUAAAUGGCGACACUGUCUUUGAAGAUGUAGAUGUCAUAAAGAUGAGUGGUGGUCGAUAUGCAGCACUUGUUCUCAAUUCAACAGUGACUGUGAGUGGAAGAACAUUGACUGUUGUUCUACAGCCCAAGGCUGGCGGUCAUGCUAUUAUCAAUGCCAUCGAGGUCUUUGAAGUCAUAACCGCUGAGUUUAAAACAUUACGGGAUGAAGUCGGUGCGCUGCAGAAAAUGAAAAAAGCUUUAGGGCUUCCUUCAAGGUUUGGAUGGAAUGGUGAUCCAUGUGUUCCCCCACAACAUCCAUGGAGCGGAGCUGAUUGUCAGCUGGACAAGAACACCAGCAGAUGGUUCAUUGACGGACUUGAUCUUGAUAACCAAGGUCUGAAGGGUUUCCUACCGAACGACAUAUCAAAGCUAAAACAUCUUCAGAGCAUAAACUUGAGUGAAAACAGCAUUCGUGGAGGAAUACCUGCAUCGCUUGGAAGCAUUACGAGCUUGGAAGUGUUGGAUCUCUCCUACAAUUCUUUCAAUGGAUCUAUCCCUGAAACCUUAGGAGAGUUAACAUCCCUACGGAUUCUGAAUCUCAAUGGAAACUACUUGUCAGGAAAAGUUCCAGAUGCUGUAGGUGGAAGACUGUUGCACAGAGCAAGCUUCAACUUCACAGAUAACGCAGGUCUUUGCGGAAUCCCUGGACUUCCAGCUUGCGGGCCUCACCUUACUUCUGGAGCCAAGAUCGGGAUUGCAUUUGGUGUUAGUCUAGCAUUCCUAUUCAUAGUUGCUUGUGCAAUGAUUUGGUGGAAAAGACGACAAAACAUUCUUCGGGCACAGCAGAUUGCAGCAAGAGGAGCUCCUUAUGCGAAAAAGAGAACACAUGUAUCUCAUGACAUACAAAUGACACGGCAUGGGCAGAAUAACCACGGCCAAGCUCGUACUGCUGUCGAAAAUGGACCGAGCUUGUUGUCCUGA
Arabis nemorensis is the source of this 1884-nucleotide messenger RNA. Lineage: Eukaryota; Viridiplantae; Streptophyta; Magnoliopsida; Brassicales; Brassicaceae. The record is from the annotation of a GenBank genome assembly.